Messenger RNA from Fopius arisanus, 3471 nucleotides. RefSeq lists its product as uncharacterized. The transcript is spliced from 11 exons. Gene Ontology annotation, cellular component: plasma membrane; stereocilia ankle link complex; cilium. NCBI's taxonomy places the organism in Eukaryota, Metazoa, Arthropoda, Insecta, Hymenoptera, Braconidae. The record is from RefSeq and is a predicted model, not a curated record. Gene Ontology annotation, molecular function: protein binding. The coding region runs from base 322 to 2712 and encodes 796 amino acids.
ACCGGCAUCACCGCUCACGAGUACGAGACUACGAGUGCGCAUUGUACCGAGUCCCCGGUACUCAGUACUCAGUCGUCCCAACGCUCCGAGUUCGCCCGGUUCACAGGUGCACUUGAUCCCCAUAUCCCCAACUGAUAAAUCCAAAAACAACCAAUGGAUAUGAUUUAUAAUUUUUUUCAUUUAUCGCGUUGAUAACAGACACCCACCCACCAAAUAAUCAGCUGUGAAGUUUAAGUGAUAAUUUUAUGGUGUGAGUCGAGUGAGGGGUUGGGACACGUUGAGUACGUGUGGAUCAAGUAUAAGUCCGUAUGGAAUCACCCCAUGGAUAAUAGUAUGUCUACAGCGGCUUUUAUGCACCGCUCAGGUUCAUCGAGUGCCUCGAGCACCGGUACAGGGUCGUCGUCCGGUGGUGGCCCAGGAACCGGAAACAAUGGAGGCAGCAGAAUGGCAGUCAUCGGUGUUACAAGGAACAUUCGGUUGAGACGUCGUGGUGCUUCCGGUUUCGGUUUUUCAUUGAGGGGUAAUCCAAAUGAUCCUGUGACAUGGCACAUGGUGCAGAGCCAACAGCAGCAAAUCCAGUACAACGAACCUGUAGCCCCAACGAUUCCCUACAAUGAAGUACGAAUCCGUGUAAUGGUUGGGGAAAAGGGACGUUUGGGUUGUGGUGUGUGCAAGGGAAUUGUGCCAGGACUGACAGUGCAGGGAACAAGAGAGGGUGGUCCAGCUCGUGCAGCAGGUCUCAAAGCUGGUGACGUGAUAGUGUGGUGCAAUGGACAACGGCUGACAGAUUUGCCAUUCGAGAGAGCCAUCGAGGUGAUGCGAGGUGCAGCGAUCCUCGACCUCGUUGUUAACCGUCCAAUCCCAGCCAGCAAUGGUCUAUACGAUUGUCCCGAGACCCUGUGGAUGCGAGGUUCAAGUGGCUAUGACUCUGAAUCCUCAAGCAUUGGUCCAACCAGCUCACCAACACAUGCUAAUCCCUCGUCACCGCAACACCAGCCUGGAGGUACACAAAGAUACAUAGAGAACAGAAAUGGCAGAGCCUGCUGUCCCCUGGCCUUGUCAACAAGCAGUUGCUCGUCCUCGGAGUGGAAUCACCCGUGCGAUCAGGGCCAGGAGUGGACACGAAAGCCCAACAAUACAACGGUCAUACGAGUCAAUCAAAAUGUGAAUCAGAAUCCAAAUCAAAAUCAGUAUCGAUCAAAUGUUGGUGUUAAUUACUCGACACAUCCGGCUUGUCAUGGCAGUUAUGGCAUGGGUGAUGCGGGGAAUGAGCCCCUUUAUGAUCCGGUGACACCCAGAGACUAUGAGAGCCAUGAUUUCGAUGCCAAUCCACUUGAUGAGAGGAAUAGGCGGCUUAUGUAUGAAAAGGAGAAUAUUGUGCUUUAUGAUCCACCUGGUGAUGACAGAAUUGCGUAUACUACCAAGGACAAUGAAUUCUCCCCGAAUUCCAAUAUACCCAGAGCCCCGGAAUUUGAACGAAAGACUGUAACCACUGUUGAGGUUCAUCAGUCAUCAGGACCACCAGCUCCCCCGUGUCCACCACCAAUGUCUUACAAAUGGCAAACAGUGGAUACGAAACCAAUGAUGGGACUGAAUAAACAAAUGGGUAGCACGAUGUCAAUGGGCUCAACAGGAUCAACCGAGACUGAAUCGAGUUUAGAAUCCUGUGGAAAGGAUUCAGCAUCGACUUCGUCCUCGCUGUCAACCUCGUCCUGCGAGCCAGCCUCAUCAACAGUCUCAUUUGCCUCAACAAUGACGACUUCCAACGUGCCACUGCCCAUUAAAUCCCCAGAACCCACCCCCAUUCGUCCUCCACCACCACCUGGACGGGCCUGUCUACCUCUAUCCACAACUGACCUUGGAACUGCCAUAGCCCAGGAACUUCAACGACGAGCUCAACAGCUAAUGGAAGAAUUCAAACGUGCCCAUCAGAAAAUGUUCAACCAAAAUCAACAAAAGAUUCAAUCAUCAGAACAAGACCAAAAAAAGAAUUACUUUCAGGAGCAGGAGAAGCGGAUAAACGGAUCAAGUGGUGGUUGCCCACCUCCACCACCUCUUCCCCUUCCCGAAUCGCCGACAAAGUCACGUGAAGACGCAGUGGAGAUGCAGAGCAUCGAGUCCUUCAAGCUGAAAGAGACUCCUAGUCCAGUAAUUCCUAAACCACCGCCCACAUACUUUUCAUCGUCGAACAACACCUCGCCAACGUCAACCCCGACAAACGGUUCUCCACGUCACACAACGAUCACCAAACAACCGCAUCUCAACGGUAAUAAGGAUUCUGUAAAUAAUAAGUAUCAAGUGCCAAUGGAGAAAAAGAAUUUUGUGAAAAUUCAAAAUUCCAAUGGGCCAGUCACAGCCAAUCCACCGGGAAAAGUUGCUGUGAGAAUUGGAACAUAUGAGGGGGAGACGAAGCAGCCGUCCAGACUUGAAUUUUUACCACAGGGUAGAAGUACUACAGAUACAGGGAAGCCUGUUGAGGAAGUUAGUAAUGGGCCGGCGGUUUCAAGGCUUCAGAAUGAACUCGCUGCUACACUGCAACGAUCCAAUCUCAGAGAGAAGACUGAACAGGAAAACGGGGGAAUCCCCCAAGCAUCAUCAAGUCCAGACGUUGAGCGUCCAGUGACACUUCUCCAGAGUAACGUAGAGAAGCUAGCAGCAGCUUUAGCCAACAGAGUAACAAUCAGAGUCAGCCCCGAGAAUGGCUCACGAUAAGGCGCUUAUCAUUGCUCAAACAAUCAGCGAGACAGUCAACAUUGAUAAAACACUGUAAUUUAAGAGGUUUAUACUCAAAUUUUCAAUAUAUCUCUGCGAUUAAUUAGAGAAAUAUCCAAUAGCCGUGGUGAAUUCACCACUGAGAGCUUUCAAAAAAAAAAAAUCCAGUGUAGUACAGAAAAAUCUUUUACAAGAGGAAAGUAUAGUCAUAGUAAUUCACAAUGGUGGCUGAAUUUUUUUGAUGAUACAUAUACACAAGUAUCUAGAUGUACUAUAGACAUACUGUAUGAGGUAGGUUAAUCUCGUUACCCAAGAUAUACAAUAUUGAGUCAAGAUUAUGGGGAGAGGCAAAUCUGCGCUCUCCAUACAAUGCAUAAUCUUAUCGUCGUUGUAAAUUUUUUUACACCAAAAUUUGGUACUAUCUUUUUGCGCUGUUGCGUGACUACGAGACCAUUUACUGUUAUUCAUUAGUUUUUCUUAUUUCAUUUUUAUACACCAUGUGAAUUUAAGGAUAAAAACGUGUUUUUACAGUAUUUAUUGCCAACAACUAACAAGAUAUAUGUAUCUUGUAAUAUAUUGUAAUGAUUAAGUUAGUUGUACACUUAAAAUAUAUAAAUUUUAAGGCCUUGGCACAGAGUUGACUCAUCUAGAAUCAUCGUCAUUAUUAUUCCAAGGAACUGCUUAAUUGUACAUCUUAAUCAUUGCCCAUCCGUAGGACAAUUAUUCGAGAUGGAAAAUAAAGAGACAUUAGAUUUAUCA